AUUUUUUUUUCUUGCAAAUUUGAUUGUCACAACCUUUGUGACGGCGCCGAACAAUUACAAAGAUAGUGAGAUUCACAAUUUUGGAAUCAAUAUUAUUUUCUGUUUUGCUAUAAGUCACUUUCAGUAAUUCAUACACGUUGUGACUGUAAUAAGGAGUAAUGUCCGGAAUUCGCACCGGACGCGUGAGUAAGCAUAGGAGAGGCCAUCGUAUGAAGACUCGGCCAGGUCUGAGAAUGAUGGCAAUUAUGCAAGACAGAAAGAGUGAGGAAGUUCCGAAGGAAUUUCUCGAGACUGGCAGGACGGGGCGCCGGAACGCGAUGCCUGACAUCCUGCACCCGCAGGGCGCCGAGUGCACCACGGCGGACCUGCCUUCACGGCUGCAGCAGCUCGCCACUACCGAUACAGACAACCCGCAGCCAUGUUCAUCUAAAGCAGAACUCGAAAUAAGCAAGGAGGAGGAUUCGACGGCCAAGAAAGACUGCAGUUGAGCUGCGUUCCUCAGUCAAGAGUCCCAUGUGGACGCUACGGGACUUACCCAAAGCUAAAGCAAUCUCAAUCAGGUACUAGUGUAGCGAUGAGUACGUAGCCUCAUCAUGCUUAUUAGGAAGGUUCGCCAAUAAGUCGUAGUAGUUUGUAGCGACUUAUUGCAUUGCAGAGUUCUGAGCGACGGAGGAUAUUUUAAUAUCACUAAAGUUAACUUCAUGGAAUAACACUAGGUGGGCACUUUGUCGGAUGUAAUCGACAUAUCAUAAAACAGUUAACUAAUUUAUUAUAUGAAAAUUAUUUAUGUUAGUCUUUAAUAUUAUUAAUUGUAAUUGGUUUUACAAAUGUUUUUAAUGGACUAUGCAAGUUAUGAUGCAACUGUUUCAUGUUGUAACUCUUUUAAUCGUACGUAAUUUAUAGAUUAGGGAACAAGUGUUUUAUUAUUACAUAUUUAUGCAUGAUACUAUUUUAAAGUAAUUUGAUAGUAACUGACACACCGCUGGUCGGAAAAAUGUUGCAGUUCCUUAUUGUUCCAAAUGCACAUAAUAAUGGCUAAUAUUAAAUAUUAUUUAUUCUUAGAUUUUAGCUUAAAAGUACAAUUUUAUUUUUAUUUAACCAUUCAGUGUGAUGUUAAGUUUUAAGAUAGUUUGGUUUAUAAACCAAUACCAAUAUAAAUAUUUGGUGCCGUUCUAUUUACGUGUUGUGGUUGUUGAAACACCAACUGCGUGUUAUGUGUGAUGUUGUUCAAUAGACCACAAUAUUUUAUUUGUAUUGAUAACUACGAAAUGCUAGAAUGAAUUUAUUUUAUUGUUAUAUUAUUACUAUUUGUAUUAUAAUUUUCCAUAAAUUUUGGCAGCAUUACAUUAAUAUCAUAGUUUAAAUCAAUCAUUAAUAAUAUUAAUAUAUUACCUACGUUGAAUAUGUUGGUAUGUGCCUCAAAACAGUAAGAACCGUAGUAUAACUGAUCUUCGAAUUGCUAUAGGAUCUUAACUUAAUGUAACUUUAAUCUGGAGAUUCAACAUUUAUUAUUAUUAUUGUUUAGAAUCAUUAAUGUGCAAUAGUAAGUAGCGGCGCGGAUGUGACGUGACGUGUAUCACGCCGCGCACGUUGAGAGGGCGAUCGUGUCGUGCUGUCAUGCCAAUCAUCACGCAUCAAGCUAGCUGGAUGUAUAGUUGUAUACUUACUAAGAAAUAAUUUUAUUUGUCGUACAGAGGGUUUUUAAAGGGCAGUUCUAUUUAUCUUCAAUCGUUGGAUCCGUUUGUUUUCUUUCCAAUUUUUUAUCACAAAUUACUAACAUAAUAUAUUAUGGAGUUAUUCAAAAACGCGUUACUGGCCUGAAUUAGCGAAUAAUCGUUUGUCUUUGUAUGUCAUUUUGACUUAAGUAUUUGGCAAAAAGGGAUAAAACACAAUUUAACUAAAUCAAGCCCGUAAAGUUUUAUGAAUAAGGGGGUAAGUUUUUAGUCACACCAUGCAGUAACACCAAUAAAUCGUAGGUACACUUACUAAAGUAAGUGAUAAAUUAUAAAAUAUAUACCACAUCUGAUGAAAAGUAGAAUAUUUGAAUAAGAAACAAUUAUCCUAAAUAAUAAGGUGUUCUUGGGACGAGUGGGCAGAAAUGUAGGUAUAUAUACAUAUAUAUACAUGUAUAUACAUAUGUAUUAGGUAUAUAUACAUACGU
Messenger RNA from Cydia fagiglandana, 2161 nucleotides. RefSeq lists its product as uncharacterized. The transcript is spliced from 3 exons. Lineage: Eukaryota; Metazoa; Arthropoda; Insecta; Lepidoptera; Tortricidae. Bases 159 to 488 code for a protein of 109 amino acids. Gene Ontology annotation, biological process: negative regulation of protein kinase activity. Gene Ontology annotation, molecular function: cAMP-dependent protein kinase inhibitor activity. The record is from RefSeq and is a predicted model, not a curated record.